Molecule: messenger RNA, 5713 nt
Organism: Dunckerocampus dactyliophorus (ringed pipefish)
Lineage: Eukaryota; Metazoa; Chordata; Actinopteri; Syngnathiformes; Syngnathidae
Product: electrogenic sodium bicarbonate cotransporter 1-like
Exons: 26
Coding region: 318-3770 (1150 amino acids)
Biological process (GO): bicarbonate transport; monoatomic anion transport; transmembrane transport
Cellular component (GO): basolateral plasma membrane; plasma membrane
Molecular function (GO): sodium:bicarbonate symporter activity; monoatomic anion transmembrane transporter activity; solute:inorganic anion antiporter activity
Source: RefSeq, a predicted model, not a curated record
UAGGCUAUCAAAAGCAAAGUGAGAGCGCGUGGCUGGGUGGCCACACCCCCGUAGUGUGACGUCACACAGGAGGCGGGAUGACACUUGAAAUAUGGGACGAAGACACGCCGCGUCCACGCAGCAGAGUGAAGACUUUUUGUACUGGAGGAUGACACCACCUGGACCGCACCUGGACACCACGAGGACGAGUCUCUGCCGCUUGUAGAGAAAGUCCAAACCGAUUCGGAACCACACGCCAGUCUGGGCGCUUGAGGUCGUCGACCCCAGACAGUCACAACAAGAAGUACAAGGAGGAGGAGAAGACUUGUUUGUGGACUAUGACGUCAGAGAAGACAAAAAUGGAGGACGAGGCGGUCCUGGACCGAGGGGCGUCGUUUGUCAAGCACAUCUGCGAUGAAGAGGAAGUGGAAGGUCACCACACGGUCUACAUCGGUGUGCACGUGCCCAAGAGCUACCACCGCAGGAGACGCCACAGACGCAAGUCCAGCCACAAGGAGAGGCGGGAGCGCCCCGAGCACGGCGCCGAUGGCUACAAGUUAGACUGCGAGAGCGUUGACGAGACCGCCGCCAGCAUCCUCAAACCCCUGAUUUCUCCGGCCGAGAGGAUCAGGUUCAUCCUCGGCGAGGAAGAUGACGGCCCCCCUCCUCCUCAGCUCUUCACCGAGCUGGACGAGCUGCUGUUGGUGGACGGGCAGGAGAUGGAGUGGAAGGAGAUGGCCAGGUGGAUCAAGUUCGAAGAGAAGGUGGAGAAGGGCGGCGAGCGCUGGAGCAAACCCCACGUGGCCACGCUGUCCCUGCACAGCCUGAUGGAGCUGAAGACCUGCAUCGAGAAGGGCACCAUCAUGCUGGACCUGGAGGCCUCCACGCUGCCGCAGGUCGUCGAGAUGGUGACGGACAGCCAGAUCGAGAGCGGCCAGCUGAAGGCGGAGCUAAAGGAGAAGGUCAUGUACACGCUGCUACGCAAACAUCGCCACCAGACCAAGAAGUCCAACCUGCGCUCACUGGCUGACAUCGGAAAGAGCGUCUCCAGUGCGAGCAGGCUCUUCUCCAGCCAGGAGAACGGUACCCCCAAAACCUUUUACACACCAACUAACCUUUCUUUUCUCUCCUACUUGCUCUUUAUACUAACGCCCUUAUUUCAUGCUUCCUUCCUUUCUUCUUCCUGCUUCUCUCUUUGGGCGGGCGUCAAAGCACGAAACCUCACUGAGCACCCGGUGCCUUGCAUAUCCCCACAAGACCCCCCAGAAGACCCCUGUGAGGUCCUGAGGAGCUCCAGCAUGGGAUACCUCUGUAGUCCGACCACAGCCCACCGGAACCUCACCUCCAACAGCCUGGGCGACUUCUCUGACAAACCGGAGAAGGAUCAGCUGAAGAACAAGUUCAUGAAGAAGCUGCCCCGCGAUGCUGAGGCGUCCAACGUGCUGGUCGGCGAGGUGGACUUCCUGGAGACCCCCUUUGUGGCGUUUGUUCGCCUGCAGCAUGCCGUCAUGCUGGGGGCGCUCACCGAGGUCCCGGUGCCCACCAGGUUCCUCUUCGUGCUUCUGGGUCCAAAAGGGAAAGCAAAGUCCUACCAUGAGAUUGGAAGAGCCAUCGCCACCCUGAUGUCUGAUGAGGUGUUCCACGAUAUCGCCUACAAAGCCAAGCACAGGCAGGACCUGCUGGCUGGUAUCGAAGAGUUCCUGGACGAGGUCAUCGUCCUGCCCCCCGGCGAGUGGGACCCUGACAUCAGGAUAGAGCCGCCCAAGUCGCUGCCUUCCUCGGAUAAGAGAAAGAACCAGUAUGCCGGCUUGGAGGCCCCGCAGAUGAACGGCGACGCCCCCCAUGAUGCGGGUCAACCUGGGGGAGGAGGUCACCAGAUCGGCGAGGAGCUCCAGUGCACCAGAAAGUUCUGCGGCGGUCUCAUCCUGGACGUCAAGCGCAAGCUGCCGUUCUUCGCCAGCGACUUCUACGACGCGCUGCACAUCCAGUCGCUGUCCGCUAUCUUGUUCAUCUACCUGGGCACCGUCACCAACGCCAUCACCUUCGGCGGCCUGCUGGGCGAUGCCACGGACAACAUGCAGGGAGUGUUGGAGAGCUUCCUGGGCACGGCCCUGACCGGGGCGGUCUUCUGUUUGCUGGCAGGGCAGCCCCUCACCAUCCUCAGCAGCACGGGCCCGGUUCUGGUGUUUGAGAGGCUCCUCUUCAACUUUAGCAAGGACAACGGCUUUGACUACCUGGAGUUCCGGCUGUGGAUCGGCCUGUGGUCGGGCGCGUUCUGCCUGGUCCUGGUGGCGACAGACGCCAGCUUCCUGGUGCAGUACUUCACCCGCUUCACUGAGGAGGGCUUCUCGGCGCUCAUCAGCUUCAUCUUCAUCUACGACGCCUUCAAGAAGAUGAUAAAGCUGGCGCACCACAACCCCAUCAACGCGCACUACGACGCCGACCUCAUCACGCAGUACGACUGCCGCUGCCAGCCCGGCAACUCCUCGGACCUCUUUGACGUCGCCGCCCUGACAAACAGUUCCGAUCUGUCGGAGAACGCCACCUGGGCGUCGCUGAGUCGCCGGCAGUGCGUGAAGUUCGGCGGGAGCCUGGUGGGCGAGGCCUGCGGCUACGUGCCUGACAUCACCCUCAUGUCCUUCAUCUUGUUCUUCGGCACCUACACCUGCUCCAUGGCGCUCAAGAAGUUCAAGACCAGCCGCUUCUUCCCGACCAAAGUGAGAAAGCUCAUCAGCGACUUUGCGAUCAUCUUGGCCAUCCUCCUCUUCUGCGGUGUGGAUGCUCUGGUGGGCGUGGACACCCCGAAGCUCAUCGUGCCAAGUGAAUUCAAGCCUACCAGCCCAACCAGGGGCUGGUUUGUUCCUCCCUUCGGGGGAAACCCGUGGUGGGUGUACCUGGCCGCCGCCCUCCCCGCCCUGCUGGUCACCAUUCUAAUAUUCAUGGAUCAGCAGAUCACGGCGGUCAUCGUCAACAGGAAGGAGCACAAACUCAAGAAAGGGGCGGGCUACCACUUGGACCUGUUCUGGGUGGCCGUCCUCAUGAUGGUGUGCUCCUUCAUGGGCCUGCCGUGGUACGUGGCCGCCACCGUCAUCUCCAUCGCGCACAUCGACUCCCUCAAGAUGGAGACCGAGACGUCGGCGCCCGGAGAGCAGCCCAAGUUCCUGGGCGUCAGGGAGCAAAGAGUGACAGGCAUCAUUGUUUUCAUCCUGACUGGACUUUCCGUGUUAAUGGCCCCCGUCCUCAAGUUCAUUCCCAUGCCCGUGCUCUACGGCGUCUUCCUCUACAUGGGCGUGGCCUCGCUCAAUGGCGUCCAGUUCAUGGAUCGCCUGCAGCUGCUCCUGAUGCCCGCCAAGCACCAGCCGGACCUCAUCUACCUGCGCCACGUCCCCCAGAGACGCAUCCACCUCUUCACCUUCAUCCAGGGCGUGUGUCUGGCUCUCCUGUGGGUGCUCAAGUCCACCGUGGCCGCCAUCGUCUUCCCCGUCAUGAUUCUGGCUCUGGUGGCCGUCCGCAAGGCCAUGGACUACAUCUUCUCCCAGCACGACCUCAGCUACCUGGACGACGUCAUCCCGGAGAAGGACAAGAAGAAGAAGGAGGACGAGAAGAAGAAGAAGCACAAGAAGAAGGGAAGCAUCGACUCGGAGAACGACUUUUCCGACUAUCCCUACCAUGAAAAUAUCCCCCGUAUAAAAAUCUCUAUGGAAAUGAUGGAGCAGGAGCCCAUGUUGUCUGGGAAAUCUUUAACUAGAGAUGAAUCGCAGACUUUCCUUAACGCGCAUUCACCGUGCUAAGCACUGCUUGGAGUCGUCCACCGUGGCCGAGUACCCUUGAGAGAGGUUCAUACACGAAAGGUUCCCCUCAGAUCCGAAUCGACAGUGACGCUGAGGACAACUGCUUCUUCUGGAAGAAAGCCUCCGAAACGGACCUGUGAAAGAUUGAAGAGCAACUAUUUUUUAUUUUAUAAAUUGUCCUUAGAAGUAUUUUUUAAGUAUUCCUUUCAAAUCGUAAUGGCUGGAACUAUUUUUUUAAAUGAUUGUUAUGAUGAUGAAGCCUCACAUGAUCUGUAAUGCUUACGAUGUGAGGUGUGAGGUCGUCUCUUAUGAUGGAUAUCCUCUUUUAUUUAGCAUUUAGCUGAUUAGAAUUAGACAGCCUGGAUGCAUUUAAGAAAGCAACAGAUGUCUCACACUGUCUGUGUGUGUGUGUGUGUGUGUGUGUGUUUUUUGUCCCCCCCCCCAACAACGCGAUCAACCAUAUAUUUUUUUUUUAACUCAAUUGUAUUUAAUCUUUUUUUGCGUAUUUAUUUUGUUGCAAAUUUUGUCUUCUUUAGAUGUAGGCCUUCUCUUUUGUGGUCUCCAAGGGACCUUCAUGUGUCAUUAUUUUUAGUAUUAUUAUUAUUAUUAAUAAUAAUAAUAACAAAAAUAAUAAGAGUAAUUUCUGUAGUUCUACCUCUUAUUUCUCUGUAGGUGCCAGACAUUUAUAUAUUUAACAACAUCAGAUGUGCAAUUAUAUUUCUAAUCAAAAUGCUGUUUUGUUGUUUUUUUUGUCCAAAUGGCACUGUACAAAAGAAAUAAUCAAUUGCAUAAUUUGUUUUCAAUUCUAAAUCCUCCAAAGGUUUUUUUUUUUUUUUUUUUUUUUUUAGUAAUUCUCUCCAAAUGCAUUUUCAUUUAUGAUUUUAAAGUAGGGGUGCACAGUAAUUACCGGACCAAUAUGAGGGAAUUAUGAUAAAUCCGAUUAAUUGAUGGAUUCCUGAUAAUAAAAAAAAAAAAAACGCUCCACUGAGGCCAGAUUGACUUUCUGAGGAAGACGUUGUGCGUGCUAAAUGUCCCAGGUGCUCUGCAAUGAAGCAACGCCGCCAUCGAGCGCACAAAAUAACCUUAUCGGCCACCUGAAGCGCCAGCGCGCCGCCAUGUGAAAAGGGUAAAAGUUUUUCAAGAGACCUCCGUGGCGUCACACCGGCUGCUCAGAGCAGCAGCCUGCUGGCCCACAGCAGGUGGCUCCCCCCGCUCUAUACUGUGGUUGUCCUGAUAGCAGGGAUGUGGUAGUGGUCAUGUCAUGAUAUUUGAUUAGUCAACAGGUACACUUGGUCAAAUCCACAUUUCUACAUGUCCUUCUUACCUCCAGGUGUGCACAAACGACAGUCUUAAAAUUUUAAAAGCAGAUAUAAAAUCGGAUAUCGGUCUUGAGGAGCAUAAAGUUAUCUGUAUUGGUUUAAAAAGAAAAGCUAUUUUUCUUUUAACUAUUUAAUUACCUUUUAAAGUGAAAAAUCAAGUGACAUUUUCCAAAACAUACAUAAUGAUCAGGUCCUGUAGUGAAACUUUCCUUUUGAGUCUGAUAAUCCUUUCAAAUGUGAUCAUAGUUAAAAGCUGUUUUGUUUUUUUAAUGUUCUCUAUAAGAUGUCUUCCAACGCUUCCAUACCAAAUCGUCAUAUUUCACACAGACAGUAUUUGCAAAUGGUCCUCCUAGGAAAUCCACUCUAUGCAAACGAGGCUGCGGGAUUGUUGAAGUAUUUGCUGUAAGUUGUGUCCGUGGCGAAGUGAAUGUGACCUGCAGGAAAGCAGUGGAAAUACGUUUGGACGCACGAAGCUGCUUUUAAAGCACAAAACAAGUCAUCAAUGUAGCUGUGUCAUUUGGUGAUUUUCUGAAGUGUAGCCUGACACUUACUUUGUACAUGAUGCACCUUAUGGGCUCAAUCAUUAAAAAAAUGCUGCAAAAGAAACGUGAUUUCUGAUUUAUU